Molecule: messenger RNA, 2900 nt
Organism: Mus musculus (house mouse)
Lineage: Eukaryota; Metazoa; Chordata; Mammalia; Rodentia; Muridae
Gene: Msra
Product: methionine sulfoxide reductase A
Exons: 7
Coding region: 1742-2332 (196 amino acids)
Cellular component (GO): nucleus; nucleoplasm; cytoplasm
Molecular function (GO): peptide-methionine (S)-S-oxide reductase activity; L-methionine (S)-S-oxide reductase activity
Source: RefSeq, a predicted model, not a curated record
CACAAGAAAGGAAACAGAGACUCAUGCAGAGAGCUUGGUUUCCUAGCACCAGGCCAGCUUCCUCCUCACCCCCACCUUGCCAUAUGUAGGAGGCCACAUGAGGAAUGGGACAGCCAGGACUCUGUGCAGGGCUCUGACUUACACAGCCACCCUUCAAGAUCACCCCACACUCUAAGGAACAUUUGUAUCGUACCUUUCUCUGCAAACUAGGGUCUGCUCGUCUUGGGGGGAGGCAGUAAUAACAAGACAUAACUUCCUUGUCAGUAUUUCUUCCUAAAAUGUUUCGAUUUAUGUUAUGUUUUAUCAUCAAGCAAUAGUUAUGUGCUAUUAUUGGCUUAAAAUUAAGCUUAGAAGAUUUUUUAACAUCUUGUUCCCUGUUGGAGUGGAUUUAUUCUCUGAUUAUUUCUCUCUGAGGUAAUUCUGUCCUGAUUCUGUUCUAUUAGAGAAAUGGGACUAUUGUUUGUCCAUCCUUGGAGUGGUUAUGCACAUAGGCUACAAAACAAGGGACUUUAAUUUGCGUAAUGGGUUAGCGCUGUAGGCCUACAAGUACUAUGCCCUCAGAAGGAAAGUCCUUCUGGCUUGCAUUAUGCAUCUUGAGCAAUUUGUAAGCUCACAUUACAAGCAAUUAGGUAAUAUAUUUAUAUGUUUAGGAUUUCUCACAAGCUAAAAAAUCCUUUUUUGAAAUGAUUUAAUAGCUAUAAGAAAUCAUAAAAGUGGGACAGAGUUCCAAGACUCCUUUCGGCCAGGGCCCUGCAGUCCUCACUGUGUAUGGUCAACAUGUCAAGUCCACGUGUUGCAAUACUGUUAAGUCAGACUUUCUUGGGAUUUUACAUCACUGUACUUUACUUUGUGUGUGUGUGUGUGUGUGUGUGUGUGUGUGUGUGUGUGUGUGUAUGGCUGUGUGGUAUUUACCACACGUGGAUUUGUAGCUAAAGCUCAAGUAAUCAGCAUAUGAAGUUGUCACCUAGGAAACUCCACUAAUCUCUAACAAUUAGCAUUCUCCUCUUAAGGUUUUGCUUAGGAUUUGUUAUUAGGAUGUGAAAAUAGCAAUCUCAAAAGGUAUAGAUUUUGGGAAGAGCAUUAGUUUUGACCCCGUCCAUAAUGAUAAAUUCCAAUCGAAUGAGAUGGAAAAAAUGGAAAAAUCAAUACUAAAGUUGUAAGCAUACCCAUAAUCUAUGUCAGGUUCAGUCAAGUCAACUGUGUGGGCAAGAAGUAAGAGUUGACAUUUAUUUAGUUACAUUUGAAUUUCAAACUGAUUCAUCACCAAUUUUUAAAGAAUCCUGAUUGGAUGAUGUUAGUGCCUUUGCCAAGAUUUAAGUGGGCGUUUCUCUGCUCUGUUCCAUUUACUUACAGUUCCCUCCUUCUGCUCACAGCUCACCAACCUGACCUUAUAGUAAGACUUUGAGUUGGGUGCUAUAAGUCUCCCAAUUUAUAUUUUAGAAUCAUUUUCAGUUCUUUGGAUCAUUUGAUUUUUCCUAUAUAACAUUUAUAAUCAAUUUAUCAACAUCAACAAAAGCUUCCCAGGAUGUUUGCCUAGCAUGCAUGAAGCCCUGACUGUGCUCUCCAGCACUGCUGGGCAUGGUGGCACACACUUGAAAUCCCAGCACUUGGGAGGCAGAGGUGAGAGCAUCCAGAGUCCAAAAUCACCUUCAACUGCACAGCUGAGCUCAGGGUCAGCCUGGCCUAUAGGAGACCAUGUCUAAAUGUCCGCAGGCAUCUUUGUCACUCAUGUGUGCUGCUGAUGGCCAAAAUCCUUACAGAGGAAGCCAAACACCAUGUCAGUGGCAACAGAACGGUUGAACCUUUCCCAGAGGGAACACAGAUGGCUGUAUUUGGAAUGGGCUGCUUCUGGGGAGCUGAGCGCAAGUUCUGGGUCUUGAAAGGAGUGUACUCAACCCAAGUGGGCUUUGCAGGAGGCCACACACGCAAUCCCACCUACAAAGAGGUCUGCUCAGAAAAAACUGGCCACGCCGAAGUCGUCCGGGUUGUGUACCGGCCAGAGCACAUCAGCUUUGAGGAACUGCUCAAGGUCUUCUGGGAGAAUCACGACCCGACCCAAGGCAUGCGCCAAGGCAAUGACUUUGGUACACAGUACCGGUCAGCAGUCUAUCCCACAUCCGCCGUGCAGAUGGAAGCAGCCCUGAGAUCCAAGGAAGAAUACCAAAAGGUUCUUUCAAAGCAUAACUUUGGCCCCAUCACCACCGACAUCCGAGAGGGACAAGUGUUCUACUAUGCCGAAGACUACCACCAGCAAUACCUGAGCAAGAACCCAGACGGCUACUGUGGCCUCGGGGGUACUGGAGUUUCCUGCCCGAUGGCCAUUAAAAAAUAAUUUCUCUCCACGAAGCUGUCCCUGAAGGUUCCAUCAACACCAUGAUUGCUGGAUGGAGUGGCACUGCUGUGAUUCACAUCUGUCACUUUAUGCAAAGCACACACACCACACGGACCUUUACAUGAAUCUGGUUGUUAUUGGGGUUUGAUUUCCAGAGAGUAGCAUGACAAGGUGAUACACUGUAAUCUGCCUUCUGAUCAGUCCGGGUGGGGACAAAUCAUGACAUUUUAGUGGAUUGUUUGGAUCUGCUCAGACUGGAAGGAUGCUGAGGGUUCUGAAGCAGGGGGAUGGCCAGGAGAGCACAGGGUACUGGGACCCCUUGGUCUGUGCUGACAUACCUCACCCACUUCCCUGCCCUCGGGUGCCCAAUUCAUUAGUGUCUACAGAUCCCAUGAAUCAUUUGCCAAAUCGCUUUGCUCUGCUGGCUCUAGAUGUGUACUAGGGGUUUCUCUCCCCCUCCAUCCUCUCUGCAGAGAAAAGACAGGAGUGACCUUAAUGAAUUCUAACAUUCUGCUUACAGCUAUGAUAAAGCUUGUUCUAAUAAAAAUCUGCAGUUUGGUAAUAGCAA